GUGGUGAGAGAAUCGCUUGCAUUGCUGCUCUCCUCCAAAAUGAAAGUCCUCCUUCUUCUGUGUUUUGUGGCAUUUGCCCACAGCAGACAAAUUAGCUUCACUAAUCGGUGCUCUCAAGAUGUGUGGGUGUCACCUCUGACGAACGCACAGGGUCCUCCACAUCCCGAUGGAAUACGACGACUAGCGAACGGUGCCACACACGUCUACCAAAUCUCAGAUGCAGGUUGGGGUGGUCGAUUCUGGCCAAAGACCGGAUGUGACGCCAACGGUCAAAACUGCGAAGUUGGACAAUCCGUCGACCCGUGUUUACCAACUGGUUGUGAUCCACCUGCAGAGACCAAAGUAGAAUUUUUCUUUCCCCCAAUCACAAAUACCGAUGAUGUCUGGUACGAUGUUUCUCUUGUGGACGGGUACAGUCUUCCAGCACAAAUCAUUCCUGAUCAAAAUGGGGGUGCCUGUGUUCCAACGCAUUGCGCUGUAUCCUUAGACGCUUGUCCACAAAACGAUCUAGAAGUCGGAGAUCUUAGGGUGAUAAAGAACGGAAGAACUGUCGCAUGUCUUGCCCCAUGCAAGAAAUGGAAUUACCCUCCACCAUUCGGACACGGGCGACCUGAAGACAUUGAACCGGGAUUGUGGCUUUGUUGCCCAACGCCACCGAUAGAUCCUCUGGCUUGUCGAGCUGGUCUUGUGGUUAGGACAGCAUACGUGGACUUGGUUCACCGAACAUGUCCAUCAGCAUACAGCUACUCUUAUGACGAUGAGGCCGGGUUACACAACUGCCCAACCAACACCAACUUUGCUGUUACAUUCUGCCCAUAAAUUCGAAAUUAAAAAAAUAAUGUUGAUUACAAUUCGAUUUUAUUUUUAACUCAGUGUGUGUCCUUUAAGACGCUUCUUAACUCGAUUUUAAAUUUAUUCCUUGAUACAAAUAAUUCUUAAUUUGACCACUGAACUUGUGCAUAACUAAAUGCAACACUUUAAAAUUAAAUUUUUAUGGGUGGAAUUAAUUCGACUAAACUAUUAGUGCCGCAGCGCUCAUUAAAAAUUAUCUGAAAAAAAAAUAUUUGGUUUA
This is a messenger RNA of Folsomia candida, 1072 nucleotides long. RefSeq names its product glucan endo-1,3-beta-glucosidase. The record is from RefSeq and is a predicted model, not a curated record. Bases 40 to 819 code for a protein of 259 amino acids. Lineage: Eukaryota; Metazoa; Arthropoda; Collembola; Entomobryomorpha; Isotomidae. The transcript has 8 exons.